Molecule: messenger RNA, 407 nt
Organism: Selaginella moellendorffii
Lineage: Eukaryota; Viridiplantae; Streptophyta; Lycopodiopsida; Selaginellales; Selaginellaceae
Exons: 2
Coding region: 25-354 (109 amino acids)
Source: RefSeq, a predicted model, not a curated record
CGUUGGAUCCCAAGGGUUUUGGCGAUGGAGGAAAUGGAAAUGGAGUGUGAGGGUUACACUGUGUGCUAUUGCGUGACCAAGGCGCGGGAGCGCCUAGAUCCCACAAUUUCGGCGCUGAAGAGACAUUCUUCUGCGACUGCUGAUGAUGUAGCGGUCGGAACACCGCUGGGUGAUGUAGUAACGGGGAUCAAACAGGACAAGGGUGUCUCUCAUGUUUAUUUGCUGCAUACAAGCGAGUCACGGUGGAUUGAAGUUACUGACAGUCAUUUGGCAUUGAGUUUCUCAAAGGGAGCGUUCGUCUAUCUCAAGUUUGUGAAAGAUCAUGCUGCAGGUAAGCACUCUGCAGUCCGGUAGUGUAAGCAAGAAAUUUUCUCAUUGCAUUUGCGAAAUAUUUGGGCACCCGUGCC